AUGACGCAACAGCCAAACGAGGCCAUUCCAGCCAGCGAUGUCGUGGAAGAUGAUACUAAAGAGCCCUUCCAACUGCCCGUUUCUGCUUCGGAUACUAGUGAGGAUGUAGAGGCGAAUAGCAGCGAGGAGCAGUGCGACACACAGUGUACUACGCCCGGAGAAAAGGGCGGAGAGAAUUCAAAUUCAAAUGCAGGUCAUGCUUCGGAGAAAUCCAGCGCUAUCGUCCAGGACCAGCCAGGAUCGACACCUGAGGGACCUCCAGAUGGCGGAACGGCAGCCUGGAUGACGGUUGUUGGAGGGUUUUGCAGCAUGUUCGUCAGUUUUGGCUGGACUAAUUGUAUGGGGAUAUUCAUCGACUACUACCAGACUCACCAGCUGAGCGACAUGUCCACCAGCUCCAUAACAUGGGUCACAUCCCUAAUGACAUUCAUGAUGUUCUUCGGGGGGCCCUUCGUCGGCAUCCUCUUCGACAACUUCGGCCCCCGCUACAUCAUCCUAGCCGGCACUAUCCUCCACGUCCUUGGCAUAAUGAUGACCUCCAUCUCCACCGAAUACUACCAAUUCCUCCUGGCCCAAGGCAUCUGCAGCCCCAUCGGCACCAGCGCGCUCUUCCACGCCAGCAUCAACUCCAUCAGCACCUGGUUCCGCCGUCGUCGCGCCCUUGCCCUGGGCAUCGCCACCGCUGGCGCUAGUCUCGGCGGCGUCAUCCUCCCCAUCAUGCUCACUCGACUCUUCCACCUCCUCAACUUCGGCUGGGCCAUGCGUAUCUGCGGCUUCCUGAUCCUCUUCCUCCUCGUCAUCACCAACUUCACCAUGACUUCUCGUCUCGUCCACACCAGAAAACAAUACCAUCUCCGCGACUUUGUCCGCCCCCUGCGCGAACUCCCCUUCAUCCUCACCACCGCCGGAACCUUUUGCUUCUUCUGGGGCAUGUUCCUCCCGUUUUCUUUCAUUCCCUCACAGGCUCAGCGCCACGGCAUGUCUAAUACCAUGGCUUCGUACCUGAUUCCUGUUCUCAACGCAGCUAGUAUUCCAGGCCGCAUAAUCCCCCCUUACCUCGCGGACGUCUUCGGACGCUUCAACCUAAUGAUCCUCACGACGCUAGCAUCUGGGAUCCUUGUUCUCGCGCUCUGGCUUCCUUCUACCGGCAACGCCCCUGCCAUCGUCUUCAGCGCCCUGUAUGGCUUCACCUCCGGCACGGUGGUGAGUCUUGCCCCUGCGCUGGUGGCCCAGAUCUCUGAGAUCAGGGAGAUCGGUGUGCGCAGCGGAACGUAUUUCUGUAUUGUUUCGUUUGCGGCGCUCACGGGGACGCCGAUUGCGGGGGCCUUGUUGCCGGAUCCCCUUGGGGGAAGUUAUACGAAGCUUUUUAUAUUUUGUGCGGUGGUCAUGUUCUCGGGGGCGGGGUUUUAUUGUGCUGCGAAGGGGAGGAUUGGGGGGUGGAGAGGGUGGUGGGGAAUGAGGGUUUGA
Aspergillus welwitschiae is the source of this 1467-nucleotide messenger RNA. Its product is annotated as MCT family MFS transporter. Gene Ontology annotation, cellular component: fungal-type vacuole membrane. Gene Ontology annotation, biological process: transmembrane transport. NCBI's taxonomy places the organism in Eukaryota, Fungi, Ascomycota, Eurotiomycetes, Eurotiales, Aspergillaceae. The record is from RefSeq and is a predicted model, not a curated record. Bases 1 to 1467 code for a protein of 488 amino acids. The transcript is spliced from 4 exons. Gene Ontology annotation, molecular function: transmembrane transporter activity.